Molecule: messenger RNA, 2749 nt
Organism: Callorhinus ursinus (northern fur seal)
Lineage: Eukaryota; Metazoa; Chordata; Mammalia; Carnivora; Otariidae
Gene: SELPLG
Product: selectin P ligand
Biological process (GO): leukocyte tethering or rolling
Cellular component (GO): plasma membrane
Source: RefSeq, a predicted model, not a curated record
CGCUUCCUUCUUUUACACAGGCCGUUGAGGGUUGGCGGGGUCCGGGACCACGGCUGGGGUGCCACAGCAGUGCUCUGGCAGUGUGGGCCCCGUUCCGGUCGCUAAGGGAGAGGAGCCACUUCUCCCGGGCCCACAAGGCAGCUAUCGCAUGCUCUACUGAGCACGGUGCCAUGCCUCUGCAAGUCCUCCUGCUUUUGAUUUUGCUGGGUCCUGGCAGCGGCCUCCAGCUGUGGGAGCUAGAGAAGGAUGGAGCCCAGGAGGCCUCAGACGCCCCUCUUUCCCGGGUCCAGAGACAAGUGGAUGAGGACCAAGAAGUGGACUUGUAUGACUAUGUCAUAGAAGGCACAGAGCCUCCAGAAAUGCUUACACAUGAACCUGGGUCUUUGGCCCUGACCCCUAACAUUCUGGCUCAGUUGGCAACACUGGGGCAUGGAACUCCUGAGCCAGCUACUCUGGAGGCGGCCACACGGGACUCUGCUGGCCUGAACACAGGAGGGGUGGCCCUGGGGACUCUGAGCAUGGAAGUGACCACACAGGUGAUUCCUGUCACACCGGACGUGCUGACCAAAGAACCAGCCACUACAUUACCUCCCAUCACAGAGUCUCCAUCCACAGAGGGAGCUCCAUCCACAGAGCUGGCCACCACUGAGGCCCCGUCCACAGACCCAGCAGCCACAGAGGCACCGACCACGCAACCUGUGACCCAUAGACUCCUGUCCAUGGAGUCUACUGUCAUGGAGACCCUGUCCACGGGGCCAGAAGCCACGGACGCCCUGUCCACGGAGCCCACUGCCACAGAGGCCCUGUCCAUGGAGUCUACUGUCAUGGAGACCCUGUCCACGGGGCCAGAAGCCACGGAUGCCCUGUCCACGGAGCCCACUGGCACAGAGGCCCCGUCCACAGAUCCAGCCACCACGAAGUUCCCGUCCACAGGACCUGCCACCAUAGGGCACCUAACCACAGUCCUUCUUGUGACCUCUGAUCCUCAAAACAGCACCACUGUGACAGGAGGCAAUUUGCUUGAUGUCCUCACCAAACGAUGGGAAAAUAGGCAGCAUCUGUCCCCACAGAGCUCUGUGGCCCCCAUCCCUGCAGGGGCCCCGGACCACAUCCCCGUGAAGCAGUGUUUGCUGGCCAUCCUCAUCCUGGCCUUGGUAGCCACGACCUUCCUCGUGUGCACAGUGGUGCUGGCCGUCCGCCUCUCCCGCAAGAAUCACAUGUACCCAGUGCGCAAUUAUUCCCCCACCGAGAUGGUCUGCAUCUCAUCCCUGCUGCCCGAGGGGGGCGAAGUGCCCACGGCCACGGCCAAUGGGGGCCUGACCAAUGCCAAGAGCCAGGGUCUAAAGGUGGAGCCCAGGGAGGGCAGAGAUGGGGACGACCUCACCUUGCAGAGCUUCCUCCCUUAACUCCUCCGUGCGUCCACGUGAGCAGGACCCUGGUCUCCUCGCUCUCUCCAAGGCCCGCCAGGCCACAACCGAGCACCCAGGCUCUGUUCCAGGUCUGGGUUUCCUUGGGGCCCCCUGGGGGAUGGGGACCUUCAGAACAGGGCCCCUGGUUGGCCCACAGGGCCGAAAGCGGCUGAAUUCUUGCAGCCAAAGCAGGAUUGGUGAGCCAGCCGCCUUGUCCUCCCUCCUGCCUCCGGAGGAGGCUGGGGAGAUCCCUCCACCUCCCUGUCUCCCACCUACCUGGGCUCCCUCUAAUGCCUCCCACUGCUAAGGUUGCAUCCCCAUGCGCCCAGGGAAGACCCAGUCUUCUGGUUGCUGUCACUGUAUAGGAAGGGGGCAUUUGGGGGAGGACUGCCAGGUUCCUGAGGCCAUUCCUGGUCACCCCCCACUUGGGGGCGGCUUGGGUUUUCUUGGGCGUUUCCCCAGGGAGCCCAGGGUGAGAUCCUGGACUGUGAGGUCUGGGGUAUACUUAGAGAGCCCAGGGCUAUACCCUUCUUUGGGGCUGUGUGGACCAACGAGCUUCUUCCUGGGGACAGAGUAACCCCUAUUCUGCCCUCUCUCGUCUGCCCCUAUGCCUACAUUUUAGGGAGGGCUCUGUCUUCUUCACUGAAGUAUCCCACCCCCCAGCCCAGGGCCUGGUACAGCACAGGCCUUUAAUAAAUAUUUGAUAAACAAAUGAUGGCUGAAUGUUUCAGGGUAUCAGGAGGGUGCCUCCUUCUGGUGGAGAGUUGGUCCUUUGCUGUUCACCCCCAGCCCCAGCCCCCUCCAGGAAGCACCCUGUACAGGCCUAAAGUUGACUUCAGUGUUGUCUCUUGGACACUGGGAGCAUCUUGGUACAUCUUUGGGCAGCUGGGGAAGGUUUUAAACUUUUGGGGGGAGAGGGAGGCUGGUCCCCGAAUCCACUUUAUUCAACAUCCCCCAUGACCCAGUUCUAACCUACAGAAUUUGGUGCCCCCCGCCCACCAAAUCUCAGACAAAUAUGCCCUCUCAACGUCAGGGCCAUCCUCCCCGGGAGCCCACCUUGACCUCUGCCUUCUACAGGGGGCCUGUCUCCCAUCAAACACGCCCUCCUCACAGGGCUGAGCACAGCUGCAAGCUAUAAGGUUUUUGUACAAAGUUUGGGGCCAGCAAACUUUCUCUUAAAUGGCCGGACCAAAAAUAUUUUACGUCUUGCAGACCACGUGGUCUCAGCUGCAACUUCUCAACCUCAUCCUCGGUCCUCGCAGAUGGGAUGUGGUGAUGGACAACAUGUCACAAAUGAAUGGGGUUGGCUGGGUUCUAAUAAAACUUUAUCUACAAACAGA